AUGAGUGAGCAGGGAGCUGCAGAGGCAACGACAGCCGUAUCGGCGUCGUCGGUGCCCACAGAUGUCGUGGUUGCAGUGACCGGCGCAUCCGGGUUUGUUGGAUCCACGUGCGUGAAGCAGUUGCUGGAAAAGGGGUACACCGUGCAUGCUGUUGUGCGCGACCCAAGCAACACAGACAAGGUGCAGUUCUUGAAGGACAUGGUGCAAGGGGACGACGAGCACCGGGUGCAGUUGUUUGCCGGUGACCUGGAUAAUGAAGGGUCCUUCGACGCUGCUUUCAAGGAUGCCACCUAUGUCAUUCACACAGCGGCAAGCGUCGCUCUCACAGCUCGAGAUCCGCAGCGUGAGAUUGUCGACCGCAACGUUAACGGUAUGGUGAACGUCCUCACCUCGUGCCGCAAGUAUGCCAAGGAAGGUCAGCUGAAGAAGGUCGUGGUGACAUCCUCUGUUGCCGCCAUCGAGAACACACAGCGCCCGCCUGGCCACGUGUACACGGAAGACGACUACAACGACAGUGCAGAUCCGGCACGCGACCCCUACCAACACUCCAAGUACCUGAGCGAAGUGCGUGCGCAGCAGUUUGUGGACGAUUUGUCCGACGACGAAACGUUUCAGAUUGCAUUUAUCAACCCGGGUGCCAUCUACGGCCCGUUGCUCGCCCCACACCACCUCACAAGCAGUCCGCAGAUCAUCGCAGACCUCAUGACGGGCAAGUUUCCCAUGGUUCCACAGCUGAGUUUCCCAUCGGUGGAUGUGCGGGAUGUUGCAACGGCGCACAUUCAAGCCAUGGAGUCGGAUGCCACAGGGCGGUUUGUGUGUGUGGAGAACACAUACUCCAUGCAAGAAAUAUCCACCCUCUGCAAGGAAGACCUUCCACAGUACGUGUUUCCGACCCGGCGCCUGCCCAACUUCCUCAUGUACAUCACCGCUCUCUUUGACAAGCGCGUCACCCUCCACUUUUGCCGCCAGAACCUUGGCAGGCGGGUGGUGUUUGCGAAUGACCGCAUCAAGAAGGAGCUUGGCGUGUCGUUCAUUGGUGGCAAGGAGUCGUUUGUGGCCACCGCCCACUCGCUGCUGGACCUGGGGCUUGUUGAGCGCAAGUGAUACGCUGGCUGCUUUGCACCACGCCUGUGUGACGUUAUUACAUGACAUGACGACUCUGUUCAUCCACUUUCCACGUCUAGACACAUGAACACCAUUCAUCACCA
This is a messenger RNA of Salpingoeca rosetta, 1208 nucleotides long. RefSeq names its product dihydroflavonol reductase. Gene Ontology annotation, molecular function: oxidoreductase activity, acting on the CH-OH group of donors, NAD or NADP as acceptor. The transcript has 8 exons. The coding region runs from base 1 to 1104 and encodes 367 amino acids. The record is from RefSeq and is a predicted model, not a curated record. NCBI's taxonomy places the organism in Eukaryota, Choanoflagellata, Craspedida, Salpingoecidae.